Molecule: messenger RNA, 970 nt
Organism: Polistes dominula (European paper wasp)
Lineage: Eukaryota; Metazoa; Arthropoda; Insecta; Hymenoptera; Vespidae
Biological process (GO): vesicle-mediated transport
Cellular component (GO): membrane
Source: RefSeq, a predicted model, not a curated record
AAAAAAAAAUGAAUUAAAGUAAAAAAAAUAAUUGAUAAAUAUAAUAUUAUUUAUUAUUUUUCAAAAGAUAGUAGUCGAUAAGGUAGGAAAUAAUUCUAUCAAAAGUUUGAUGCGCAUGUGCAGUUGAGAACAGUAAAUCAUUAAAAUGGCCGAUCUCAAUAAAGAGUUAAAUGAGUAUCUUUUAAAAAGUAAAAAUGACGAACAAUGUAAAAUAUCCAUGGAGGCAGAUUCCUCACAGGAUUUUAUAAAAUUGCAUGGAAUAACACAUACAAAUAGCGUAAAACAAACAUGGUAUAAUAGACUCGGAGAAGAAUAUUUUUGUAGUAUGACAAGUAAACAAAGAAUCGCAGCCUUUGCAUUAUGCUGUUUCUCGGGAUUUUUGUGCUUAUUAUUAUCUGCAUGUUAUUUGCCUGUACUUCUUAUACAUCAAAGAAAAUUUGUCGGAUUAUAUACCUUAGGAAGUAUAUUACUGUUAUUAAGUUUGUGCUUUCUGUGGGGCCCGCGUAAUUAUAUACAGUCUUUACUUGCGCCUAAAAGAAGAUACUAUGCGCUAUUUUAUAUUGCAAUGUUGAUAACUACAUUGUAUUGUACGAUCUGUUUAAAAUCAUUGGUGUUGACAUCAUUGUGCUGCUUGUUAGAAUCCAUUGCUCUGGUUUCAUUUCUUAUAUCGAGUAUGCCAGGUGGAACUGCUAGCCUAUCUUUGGCCAGCAAACUUUGUAGCAGAAUGUGCAAAUCAUCAAUUGGUUCUACACUCUCUAUAUGAUAUCAUAUCUUAGGUACUGAGUAUUACUCAUUUAUAAUAUUAAGAAAUGUUUAUUUUUGUAGUAUUAUAAUUAUAAUAUUAACAAAUUUUUGUACAAAGCAUUUGAAUCUAUAGUUUUCAAAGACUGUUUAAUCUUAUUCUAUCAUUGUUAACGCAUAUCUAUGCAUCUGUUUGUACAUAUUACAUUAAUACAUUCAUUUUCAUAUA